Messenger RNA from Boleophthalmus pectinirostris (great blue-spotted mudskipper), 607 nucleotides. RefSeq names its product relaxin 3b (gene rln3b). Gene Ontology annotation, cellular component: extracellular region. The coding region runs from base 131 to 607 and encodes 158 amino acids. Gene Ontology annotation, molecular function: hormone activity. NCBI's taxonomy places the organism in Eukaryota, Metazoa, Chordata, Actinopteri, Gobiiformes, Gobiidae. The transcript is spliced from 4 exons. The record is from RefSeq and is a predicted model, not a curated record.
UUUAGUCUUGGUGUUACUUCUGGUUUAGAGGCGCACAGGAGGAAGCGCGGUCCACACGCGGCUCACGGGAGCACGUCGGUGUCCGCGCAGUAACUACGGAAAGAAACGUGGUCCGCGCGUUCUCAGGUUAAUGACGAUGAUGAAGGUUUGGGAUACAUAUAUAAGAUGGGCUUCUAGGAACAGCAAACAGACAUCUUCACUGCUGGUGCGGUGCAAUGAAGGCCAUCCCUCCUUCUAUGGGGUAAAGUUAUGUGGCAGAGAAUUCAUUCGAGCUGUCAUCUUCACAUGUGGAGGAUCUCGCUGGAGGAGGAGUGUGGGAGAUACAGCUCUAACCGGAGAGGAGAACUUUGAUCCAUGGAGCACCAAUCCUAUGCCUCAAGUCUCCAGGAGCCAAGAUGCAGCACAACCAGACUUAUGGAAAACCCAGACAUCUGAGGACACAGUGGCUGCCACAGGAUUCAGUCGUUCCGCUCGCUCUCCAAUGUUGGAAGAGGUUUUGGAGGCUCUGAGAAGUGCGGACAGAAAAGGGAGAGAUGUUGUAGUGGGACUGUCCAAUGCAUGUUGCAAGUGGGGCUGCAGCAAGAGUGAAAUAAGCUCUUUAUGUUGA